Haemonchus placei is the source of this 262-nucleotide messenger RNA. The record is from the annotation of a GenBank genome assembly. Lineage: Eukaryota; Metazoa; Nematoda; Chromadorea; Rhabditida; Trichostrongylidae.
UAUGGCGACACUGAGAUCUCCAAAGCGGUCUGACGGCACUCGUCGUCCGUUCUCUUACGUCGUUUAAUCAGUGUAUUCAAUUCUUUACUAAACAUUAACAUCUUUUCGUGUAACGAUGAUGCCUCACAGAAGAGAUCCUCUUGUUUCGGAGGCUUCGCUGCAUCUGUUUCAUCCUCACAUUUGUUCCCUUCUACUUCCUGUACUGUGCCGGAGUUUGUGCUCUCUGAAAAGAAAAAACACUGAUUCGAUCAGUUCAAGUUAA